Molecule: messenger RNA, 5481 nt
Organism: Tetrahymena thermophila SB210
Lineage: Eukaryota; Ciliophora; Oligohymenophorea; Hymenostomatida; Tetrahymenidae
Exons: 2
Source: RefSeq, a predicted model, not a curated record
CUAAAAAAAAUAUAAUAUUAAUUAAAUCUUAUUUAUAUAGAGAUGUAAUAUUUUGAAAAAACUUUAACUACAUAAGUAAAUUUAGAUAUACCUAUAAAUGGAAUAAAUUAGGAUUGUUUGAAGUUCAUUCCUAAAACCAAACAUAAAAAAAAAUAAAAGAUAGUUAUUGGCGAUGUUUAGGGGUUUAUUUAUUUAAUUAAAAACUCAAAAUAGCAAUGGUGUAGUAAUAUUUGGCAAAAAGUUGAUGAAAACCUUCCUGAAGAAGAGAAGAGCAUCAAAUCAUUAUAAAUAUGCAAAAUUUUAAAAUCAAAAAAAAACAAAAGAGAUCGGAUACUCUUUUCAGAUGGGAAAUAUAUUAAAUGCGUUAAUAAAGGCAAUUUAUUAUAAUCAGAUAAUUAAAAUUUAGAUAAUUAAUAUGGUAAAUUGAACAAAGUAUUUGGUGAUGAAGAUAAUCUUAUUAUUCAUACGCAACAAAAUAAUACUCUUUAUAAAAUAAAAUUUAAGAAGAGCUCAAGUUGGCUUUCACUUUCAUACGAUUUGAAACUCUAAACGCUUUAAUAAAAACCUUAUUUAAAUGAAAUUAAUGAUUUGGAUUAUGAUUAUGAAACAUAAAAUCUGGUGUUUUCUUCACUUAAUUGUGUUUUUAUCACUGAUAAAGAUUUGAAUGCGGUUACAGGAAUAGGUCACUCAUGCGAUCUUGGGAGAGUUAAAGUAUUUGAUAUUAGAAAGCAAAGAUUUAAUGCUUUCUCUAUUUAGCCAUUCAAUAAUCAAUAAGAAUAAGGAAAUUAAAAUUAACUUCCCCUUAUACCAAUUUAAAGCGUUUUAGUAGAAAGUAAAAAAACUCAAGAAUUGGUAUUAGGUACUUAUUUUAAGAAUUAAUACGCAUAGAUAGAUCAGAUUUUAUCAACAACAGAAUAAUUAACUUGUUUUGGCUAUGGAGAUAUAUUUAAAAGCGAAAAGAAUUAGAUUAUUUGUGGCUAUAAAGGAGGCUUCUAAAUAUUUUAAGAAGAUUUAAAUAGAGCUUAUCAGUCUAUUGAAUCAGUUACUUAAAAUAUACUUUUACCUAAUACCCCAAUCAGCUGCGAAUCAGGUGACUUUAAAGAUGAUUUAAUUCAUUAAAAUUUAGGAGAGUUUAUUUUUUAUUCUCAAGAUGGCUAAUUAACAAGCAUUUCUCCUUCAAUUGAUCAUAAUCAAAAGCAAGAUUUUAAUGAAAGUUAGAUGCAAGGUUUUAGAUUCAGAUAAGAAACUCAAAACUCUAAUCCAACAAACUAAAAUAAUAGAAAUUUUAUUGAUUUAUCUAGUUAAGUAAUUAAUUAAAACCAGUAAAGAUAAGUAAGAAGUACAAGUUUAUAGCCAAGCUCGAUGAGUUUAGAAGAAAGCUAAAAUAAUUAAAAAUAAAAUGAACUUAUUUAAGAAAGAUCUUCUUCUCAAUAAAAAUCUAAAAAUGAUGUUAGCACAAAUAGUAUCUUGUAAAACGAGCCAUCACAGAAUUAAAUACCUCCUAAACCCAAAUAAAAACAUAAACUGGAAUUUAGAGUAAAUAGAAACAGCAACUAAAACUUAUCAUAAUCAGGAUAAAAAGAAGGCAUGAAUGAGUAAGCUACUUAAAAAAAUGAAUAGUAAAAAUAAAUUAGUUUUUAAUAAUAAAUUUAUAAUGAUGAAAUAGAAUAAACUGAAAAUAAAUAGUAAUAGUAAGAAGAAAAUCAUAAAAAGUAAGAGAAUGACAGCUAUUAAUACUUUAUUUCUUAGCUCAAACCAAAAAAAUAGUCAAAAAUAGUGGAUGAGGAAAUGGAUGAAAUAGAGAAAUAAUUCUAGGCUGCCUUGAAUAAAACUAGCUAACCAUUUAUAGUUUCAAAGGCUAGUAGUAAUUUUAGCGAUAAUAAAUGCUCAAAACUCUCUUCUGUAGUGUUCUCGACUAACAGCAAUAACAAAACCCUAGGCUUUAAAUAAAAUUCUAUCAAAAGCUCUAUUAAUAAUGAAUAACGAUAAGAGCUUGUUGAAAAAAUUAUGCUAAACACCUAAAAUAAUAAAUAUUACGAUGCUGAAGAUAUACUCAAAAUAACUGAAAAAUCUCCAAUCAAACAAUAGAAAAAUUUGAGUAAAGAUUCAACUCCACUAAAAUAAGAUUGCAAUAUUUAAGAUUUUAACAAAUUGUAAGAAUAUCAAUAAUAGCAGUAGUAAUAAUAGUCAUAAUAACAGUAGUCUCCUACAAAAUUAGAUUCGUAUCGAGGGAGGUUGAGAAGACCUUCGUUAAAUAAAUAAAGAGAGAGUUCAUUUAAUUUUUAAGAUUUAUCUUGCAAUUUCAUAAAUGAUUUCCAAAAUCAAUCAAAUAUAAAUUAUUUUGAUUAAGAUAUUUCUUUAAAAUAAGAUAGCUAAAGCAAAGUAGAAUCGAAUGGCUAUAUUUAAUCCCCAGAAAAAUUUAAAGUUUUUUAGGAGCAACAAAAAAGCAAUUAAAAAAGUAAUAUUGUGUAAAAUUUAGAAAAGGAAUUACAAAAAAAUCAAAUUAAUUUUAAUUUUAACAAUCCAUUAGAAUUUUUGAAAAAAAGUUCAAAUGACAAUUCUUCUGCUUUUAAUUAACAAAAGUAAUAAAAAUUAAAAGAGGAGCAAGAAUAGCGAGGCUAGUAGCAAAUGAUUUACAGAAGGAGGAGAAUAUCCUCUGAUUUUUAUAAUCUAAGCUAAGAAUAAAGUGAUCAAUUAAAUAAUUAAUCAAUUCUUCAUUUAAAUUAAUAAAAUGAGAAGAAAGACUAACAAUUUUAAAAAGAAAUUGAAUAAUCUCAAAAAGAUAAAAUUUAUCAAAAAAGUAGCAAUAGAACUUCACCUUUGAGAUACUCUAGACAAUCUAGCAUUGAUAAUUUUUAUAAUUAGGAAAAAUAAGAAGAAAGACCAAAAAUUUUAAUUAAUAAUAAUAGAAAUAACAAUGAUUUAUCAAUUUAUACAAGAUUAGAAGAAGUCUAAAAUGGUGAUUUUGGUUCCACAUUAUAAAAAUUUUCUCUAAAUAAAGAUUAUAGUAAAGAAGAUUUAAUAUCUAAUACUGGAUUAUCAUUUUAAUAAAGUUCUGAAGAUCUUAGCUACAAAUAAAAUCCUAUAAAACAAAAUAGUUUAUUUCAACAAAAUAAUAUUCCAAAAUAUUAAUAUCCUGUUAAUCUAUCUUAGAAAAAUUAAAAUAAGAAAAAAGACUCGUUUGACUUUUUUGAAGAUGCAAAUAGCUAUUUAAAUAUCUCAAAUCAAGCCAACUAGUCUGAAAAAAAUCAAGAUUAGUAAAACGAAAAUAGUAAGAUUUAAAAUGUAAAUAAAAAAGAAGCAUAACUUUAAAAUGAAAAUUACAACCAACAAUAUGAUUUAAAUGCCAAAAAUAAUAAUAAUAACUUGAACAAUUUAUCUACUAGUUACAGAAACUAAUCAUACAACGAAAGUAAAAGUACAAAAUUAUUUUUAAAUGGCGAAGAUGAAUUUGACAUUUAUGAUUAUAAUGUUAAUGAUAAAUAAAAUGAAUCAAUUCAAAGCUUAAAAAAAGCAACAACCUAAUUAAACAAUUCAAAUAAUUUUGAAAAAUAGCAGAAAUAAAAUUCAUAAUAAAUGAGAUAACAAAUUCCAAAAGAUAAUCGUAGAGGUUCAGUCAAGUAAACCUCUGAUUUAAAUGAGUAAAACAAUCAUUUUAAUGAAAACAAUAAUAAAAAUUAGUAUUUUUAAUCUAAUAUAUCCUCUUAUCAUAAUUAAAGAAAUUCAAUAUAAAACUUCUUUAAUAAUAAUAGCAAUAAAUAAGCAUUUAAUUAAUAGACUAAUACAAAAAGAUAUGUUUUAGAUUCUCCUACAAAAGUGGAUGAUGAGUAAGAUGAAUAUGUCUAAGACAACUAAAAUUAUCAACAUAAAAACCUUCUUUGGAGAUAAUAAAUUCCUUCAAGAUAAUUCUUAAGUAUCUAUUAAUAAGAUGAAAGCACAAUGCAUUUACUACCUAAAAAUAAAACUAAAGCGUUUUUGUAUGAUCCUGAUGAGAUAUAUUAAUUAUAAAUACUUCCUACAGGUUAUGUUUAUGAAAAACAGCAAUAAAUUUAGUAAAGCAAAUAUAAAAACACUUCAUUUAAGAUUAUUAAAAAAUAUAAUACAAGCCUAAUUGAACUGUUUAAAGAUCAAAAUAUAUUUUAAAUUGAAGAUUAAAAUAGCUUAACAAGAUUCAAACAAGCAUAAAAACAAUUAAAAUAUAAUCAUUUGUAAAAUUCAUUCGAUUUGAGUAAUGAAAAUGAUUGCAUAGAACUAAUAAUAGAAAAUUUAAGAAAAGAAAUUCAAGAUAUUUAAAAUGAGCUAUAAGAAAUUUGUUAAUUCUUUAAUGAGUAAGUAACUGAAAAUGUUAAGUUACUGCCUUCAGUAAAUUAUAAAAAAGAGGUAAUUUAUAAAUAAAACAGGGUGAGAUACAAUAUAUAAACAGAAUACCAAAUUUAAUCCAUAUAUGCUUAGAUAAAAACGCCUCGUUCAGUUGAGAUUACUUAACCUUUAAAUAUAGAUAUAAAUCAGGAAGAAAAUAAUGAAAUUUGUAUUGUCACAGAAUAGUUUCCAUAACUUUAAAUUAAUAAAUGCUAAGGAGCAAAUGAAGAGUAUAAAUUGUAAUCAUUUGAAAUUAAGAUUAUAGACAAAGAGGCUAAGUCAAUUUAUUUUGAUAUGUUAUAUCAUGAAGAUGGUUUUACAGUUGAAACUGCAUUCUUAAUUAAAUUCAAUAGUUUUGAAAACUCUUGCUAUGAGUUAGUUGAUAAAAAUAAAGCAUUUUAAUUUUUAUAACUUAAAAAUAUAUCAACAUAAAAUCUUAUUCAAGAUUCUAUUAGCAACUAUCAUUCUUUAAAAUUGGAAGGCUUAUAAAAAAAAUAAUUUACAAGCCUUUUUAAAAGCUUAUUUAACUUUUAAAUCAACGAAUAUAUGCAAAAAUAUGAAGAAUUUUUUGUCAAAACUGUAAACACUAUCUUUAAUUUUAAUAUAAUUUUACACUGCCUAGAAAACAAAUUUAUAUUUUAUUCUCAAAGUCUUCAGUAUAUAAAAUGCUUAUAAAAUCGAAUAAGUUCAAGAAUAGAUGAAUCUGUUUACAAAAUCUAAUUUUCUAUAAACACUUCACAAAAGGCAUACUAAUAUCAUUUUGAUCAAAUAUUUUCAAAAGUAAAAUUUAGAAAGGACAUUAGAGAAUAAUAAAGCAUCAUUAUGCCUCUUUAAGAAAUAAUAUAAACUUAAGGAUAUGAAGGUCUAUCAAAGUAAUAUAGAAGGUUGCUGUAAAAAUAAGAUGAAUUAAAUAAAAACUUUUUGCAAUCUUAUGAUUUUGAUGAGAUAUGCAGAUUGCAGCUAGAUAACAUAGUAAGAUGUUAUAUUUAAAUUAAUCCUAAAUAAAAAUCUACAUUUGAACAACAAAAAACUGUAAUAGAUAAUCUCAUAUUUAAUUUAAGAGUAAAACAAAUAUAUUCUCUAUUAUUUCCACUAGAGAAUGCUUCAUUUGUCAGUAAUUGA